CAGAAGACCCAUUUGUUAACGAACCUCUCGAACUCUGUAAUGAUGGUCCUUUCGCAUCUGUAGAGCUAAACUGAAGCUUUCAAACGGGUCGAACAGGGUCAUUGCGGCAUUAUGAAUUUUUAACGCCGGACACCUAGAAAUCUGUCAGGAGAUUAAGGUACAGGCCAGCAGCUGCCAUCUUGGAGGGAGGAGCAUUUCCUGGCCUGAAUGCGAACCGACUGCAGCUGGAGCAUGUCCACUGCAGGCUUGACUGCCCAGGAGAUCUGUUUACCCGCACAAAGCCUAUUCCUGCGGGGCAGCCAUUGGCAUAGCAUGGCCGGAGCUAAGCCCUCUUGGAAAUACCAUGAUCUACACAACGUUUACUUCACCAUUGAUUCUUCUACGGAUUAUAACCUUCAGUCCCGGCAACAGGUGCUGCCAUCAUUCCCCGGAGCGGAAAAGCAGCAGACUCCUCUUCAGUCACCAAACAGCCCAGCAGGACAGCCCUUGCCCCCCAAAAAGCCCAGACCUUCCCAGCUCACCUUGCACACGGACCCUUUCCCGUCCAGCCCUGCCAAAGACGACCAAGUGGUUCCCUGCUUUCAAAGUUUAACGAUAUCCGACCGCAUCAGUCCACCCCAGACGCCCAGCCGAGUCACCAAACCCCUUCCCCCAAUUCCCGGCUCAGCGGAACUUUCCCCGGAUCCGGCUACGGACAGUGAGGUAGAGUUCUUCAAUGGAGAUGACAGUCGCUGCCUAGUUUCCGAACCUUGCUCCAAACUCUCUCCGUUCCGCUACGGAAUGCCCAGUCGGAGGAGUUGUGGACAGAUUAGGGGCUGUGGACGGAUUAACUAUGCAUACUUUGAAGGUCCAACAGCCAAGCAGAAGCCACAGCUACAGCCGCAAAAGCCAAGGCAGGAGCAGGAAACUCAGCAGAGGGAACAGGAGCUCCGUGACCACCACCACCAACAGCAACUGCAGCAAAACUGUCUCCGACAGCAGGAACGUACGCAAAGGAAGCUGCGGCGCUCUCAUUCCGGCCCCGCUGGCUGCUUUAACAAACCCACCUCCUUCCAGCUCUCCUGUCACCACCGGCACACACAAGGCCUGGAUAAACCAGAAGUUCCUCCCAGAGUUCCAAUUCCACCACGACCAAUCAAGACAGGAGACUACCGCCGCUGGUCAGCCGAGGUGUCAUCGGGAGCCAACAGCGACGAUGACCGACCUCCGAAAAUACCUCCCAGAGAACCUUUAUCCGGCGGGAGUUCCCGCACCCCGAGCCCAAAGAGCCUUCCAGUGUACCUCAACGGGAUCAUGCCCCCAACACAGAGCUUUGCCCCGGACCCAAAAUAUGUCAGUCGCGGCCUGCAGCGGCAGAAUAGUGAAGGCUCCCCGUGCAUUCUGCCCGUCAUGGAGAAUGGCAGGAAAGCAAGCACCACGCACUACUUCCUUUUGCCACAACGUCCGUCGUACCUGGACAAUCAUGAGAGGUAUUUUACGGACAGCACAGCGAGUCGAGGAACGGACACCUCCGAUAGACACCAGAUAGACUUGGUAUGAAAUAACUGGUUUGUCUGACGACCCCGAAGACUUUUCCGCUGCUUUGUCGCAGCUUUGCUCUUGCGCUCCGAGCGAGUUACGUAAGAAUUGCAGUUACUGGGAUUUCUCUUGUUUUGCUCUCAGCCUGGAAACAGUUGUAACAGUUCUCUUAGAGCGAGCUCGGAAACUAUUUUGAUGUUUUUUUUAUUUUUAUUUCAUUGUUAUGUGAAAUGUAAGUGUUGAAAGAUAACAUGGUGCAGUUGUUUGGUAUAAGCUGGUCUGGUACCUCAAUACUUCAGUGUUGUAAAUUUUCGUAGGCAUUUUAUAUUGCAUUGAAGAUUAUUUUAUGUCUUGGAACAUGUAGUUGAACACGUUCAUCUGCUCAUAGGGACAUAGGGUCAGUAAAUGCUUCUUUGUUUGUGUUGUCUACCAUAUAUGAAGUAUAAAAACGGCCUGACUUUUUUAAGGCCGGCAAUUUUAAAUGAAGGUUAUUGCAAUGCAUAAUGCAUGCACGCACGAAAUCUGACACAUGCACACUAUUUCGCAGUUCUUCUGUUUGACUAAUGAUCUCACCUUUUUGUCUGUACAAUCUGUGAUCUUUAUUGUGUGUUACAUAGGAACAGGCCAAGUAUCGCUUUUCUGUUCUAAGCUGUGUGUGUGUGUGUGUUAGUGAUACGAGAGCUGAAUGUGUUACAUUUGCCCAGUUUUGGCACUACUUUAAGCUUUUAUUAGCUGCUUAUAACGGCAGCUGAAAUGUUGCCCUCUGAAUGAACAGAGUAUUUCCGAUCCCUGGCUUCUUGCUGAGGUGUAGUGUGUUCUUUUGUUGCACAAAAAGCAAUACUUGCAAAACCUGUGAAUGAGUUUCUCUCCUCUUUUAAAGUGCUGUCUCCACGUGAAGCUGUGAGCUAUUGUCUGCAAUAGGAUUUCUCAAGUACUACCUCCCAUUAUAAUUCUACUUCAUAAAUACCCAACUAUGGAUUACAAAGGCUCAACAAAUACAACCUCUUUUGAUGCACACAGGUCCAUACGAGGAAACCGUUUCCGCUGAUCUAAAUUUCUUCAUGUUUCGCCCCGUUCAAAGCAGUCAGUCAUUAACACUUCCUCAACGAACACCUCUUCGACCAAUUUUUAAGAGCUACGUGGCGUUAAAGUCCAUGUGUGGUGUGUUUGGCCGAGCUCACGCAUACUGAUCUUCCUGUUACUGUAUGUGCAUUCCUGUUAGACAUGAUUACAGUGGGUGUGUGCACCUGAGACUUUGGCUGCUGGCAGCUGGUGAAUUAGAUGUUUUAUUAUUCUAUAUUGAUUCCAGAACCAUCGUGAUAACACAGUAAAUGUAGCAAGUGCCAUGCAAUUUAAAAAGGGGAAAGCAAGACUAUAACAACAUGCGUUUUGGAAGCUCUGAGGUCAAGUACAACUUACCACCUCACAUAGGGAUUUGAAAUCAUUAGAUGCCAUGUUUUCGACCCUUUAUUUUACCAGUUUGUAUAUCAGCAAAUGUUUACAUUACACUUUGUUAUUUUCCUUAACAGUCUUACUUAAAACAAAAAAUGAAGGCAAGUUCGAGAAGAAAUAGACAUCUCUGCUGUGUUGUGUGUGUGUGUGUAUGCGUGUGUGUGUGUGAAAAUAUAUAUAAAGCAAAGUGCACUGAGAAAACAGUAUGCCGUGAUGUGUAAAAGUAUUUAACAUCGUCCUCUUACCCAAACUGAAUAGUUUUUAGUGUAUUGUAUCCUUUUAAAGUCAUAAAAAUAAAUACUUAUUUAUGAAUCAA
Molecule: messenger RNA, 3286 nt
Organism: Carassius gibelio (silver crucian carp)
Lineage: Eukaryota; Metazoa; Chordata; Actinopteri; Cypriniformes; Cyprinidae
Gene: errfi1a
Product: ERBB receptor feedback inhibitor 1a
Exons: 4
Coding region: 208-1539 (443 amino acids)
Biological process (GO): negative regulation of epidermal growth factor receptor signaling pathway; regulation of keratinocyte differentiation
Cellular component (GO): extrinsic component of cytoplasmic side of plasma membrane
Source: RefSeq, a predicted model, not a curated record